AUGUUUAACGAGAAUAAAGAGGAGAUUCCACAUGGUAGAGAUGAGGAAGUAUCUGAAGACGAAUUGCGUGAACAAUUAGGAAUGUUGGGUUUAGAUACCGUGGGAAAUUUUGAAGAAUUGAAAGAGAGGUUAAGUAAAUUUAAAGAAAGUCCGAUUAAAUACAUUUCCAAGGUAGGAGCUACAAUUCCUGAAAUUAGACAUGCUAUCGAUGAAUCAGUGAAACAAAAUCCUGAGUUAUCUGAGUGGAGGAAUCCGGCACCUUCGCCAUCUUCCCAAGAAUCAUCCGAGAAUACACAAAGUUUAGGUGACAAGACAAUAGCUUAUGAUCCUGAAUUGGAGUAUUAUUUGAGUGAGCAAAUGCAAAAGAAAUGGCAUCCAGAACGGCAUGUCAAUUGGGAGGCAGAUCAAGCCUUCACUUCUAGAACUAGACGUUUUUCCGAAACAGAAUCUCCUCUCGGUCAAUCUUCCCAAGAACCAGCUUCUCAAGGCUAUCACACUUCCACUCUCACUCCCUUGAACUCUGCUUACUAUUCCUCGUUGAGUAGGGCAGUAGAACAGGCUAGGAAUUGGGGGAUGAAAUUCGCUGGAAAGCCGUUCGAAGAUGGGGAAAAUUUCCUGACAGAAUUCGUUGAGAGGUGCAAUAGCAGAAGAAUAAGGGAGGGGGAUAGAUGCCAUAUCCUCUCAGAAGUAUUGACUGAUAAGGCAUUAUUGUGGUUCAGACGUAAAAGAUUCACUGAGUUGAGUUGGUUAGAUUUCGAGUAUCAAUUUCACAAGACCUUCUCCAAGGGGGGCACUGGAGCCACCCUUCAGCAGAAAAUCUGGGAUAGGAAACAACAACCUGGGGAAAGUGCUUUUGAAUAUGUCACAGCAAUGGCUGACAUGUAUGCUAGGUUGCCUAUGCCAACACCAGAAUAUAUGCAGCUCGACAAAAUUUAUCAUGGAUUUCAUGGUGACUAUUUGUUCUUUUUGAAGAGACAUCACUUUAACUCUUAUGAUGAGCUCUUGGAGAGGAAUCUGGACAUUGAGGACAAAAAAUCUAAGAAAGACAAAGUUUGUAUCAUUGACGAGCCUGAAAAUGGUAAUAAAUCAACUGAUAAAAAGAUUGAUAAGACUUCAACUCCCACUUUUGGUACGGGAAACAAGUCGAAUCCAACAAAACCUAAAUUAGAAGUAAAUAACAAGAGUAAUCCUUUGUCAAAACCAAAGCCACCCACGACUCCAGCUAAACCAAUUCAACCUGAGGCCAGGGAGAGUACUCCAAAAGUUUCUGAGAAGAUUCCUUCAGGAUCUUCCCAGAAUACUCCUCUAGAUGAGGAACAAAAAAGUUCAAAUCAGUCGGUCAAGACUGGAACUUUUGAUGAAAUUGUAGUUAUUGGUGAUGACAAAGUUACUCGGACUUUGUCUAACCCUCGAUCUACCCUAAAAAAGGGGCAGAGGGAUUCAGAUCAGCCGGUGGAGGCUGGAACCUCUGGCAUUGAGAAAUUUAAGUUGAAGCAUGAGAGGAGUCAAAUAGAAUCCUUCCCUGGAUUUGCUUCCCCUAAAUUUUUUAUAAAUAAGGGGCAGAACAGUUCAGAUCAGCCGGUAGAGGCUGGAACUUCUAAUAAGUCUAGAAGCAAUGAUGAGUCUGAUGUAGAUGACGACUCUGAGGCAGAAAUUAUAUUAGAGCCAAUUCAAAUUGGUAAUCGUGUUAUUAAAGCUUUGGUGGACACAGGAGCUUAUAGCUCCCAUUUAGGUUCUGUAGGUCAGGAGAUUGCUGAAGAAUUAGCUCUCCCGAUUUUUUCCACUCCUAAAUCAGAAGUCGUAGUAGCUAAUGGCGACAGAAUAUCAGUUUUAGGUGUCAUUCGGGUCCCAGUCACUAUUGUCGACCUAUCCAAGGUGAUGGAGUUCAAAAUUACUCCUCGUCUUACCACUGAUUGUGUGCUAGGAAUGGAUUUUGUAGUGUUGUUUGGGUUUAUCAUUGAUGGUUACACUGGGACCUGGGGUCUUCAAGGUCUCCAGGAAUGUUAUCCAUUUUUCUCUCCAGGACCUGAUGUAUCUGAAGAGGACGUUUGCUGGAUGUUAGCAGAAUUAGAUGAAGUUCAAGAAAUAAAGUUGAAGGAAUUUUUGAAAGUCAAUGUAGAGUUACCAUUACCUGACGAAUUUGGGGUAACUCAUCUGGCUGAACAUCAUAUUGAUGUUCAGGGACAUCCUCCUAUUCACCAGAGAUGUUAUCCAUUUUCUCCUCGUAUUAGAGAGGCUAUUCAUGAGGAGGUUAGGCGUAUGCUCAGUGAAGGAGUCAUUGAACUCAGCAAAAGUCCCUGGUCUAGUCCAAUUGUCAUGCACUUGAAACCCAAUAAUGCUUAUCGAUUUUGUCUAGAUUUUCGUAAAGUUAAUAGUUUCACGAAGAAGGAUGCUUAUCCAUUACCUCGUAUGGAAUCAAUUUUAGAUCGUUUGAGAGGCGCUCGAUACAUCUCCAACAUUGACCUUAGCCACGCCUAUCACCGGAUUCCCCUAGAGGAAUCCAGUAAAGAAAUUACAGCAUUCACAGUGCCAGGCAUGGGAUUAUUUCAAUUUACUCGAAUGCCCUAUAGCCUGUGCAAUGCUCCUGCGACUUUCCAAAAGCUUCUGGACAAACUCAUUGGGCCGGAAAUGGACCCCAAUGCUUUUGACUAUCUUGAUGAUAUUUUGGUAGUAACGUCAACUUUCGAAGAACAUUUCGAGAUUUUGAAAGUCGUUUUGGACAAAAUCAGAGCUGCAGGACUAGUUAUGAAUCGGGAGAAGAGUCACUUUUGUCAAUCGGAGGUAAAAUACCUCGGAUUUAUUAUUGAUCAGCAGGGAUUGAGGGUGGAUCUUGACAAAAUGGCUCCAAUUUUGAAAUAUCCUGUUCCAAUCAAUAAAAAAGAAUUACAGAGAUUUCUGGGUAUGGCAGGAUGGGAUCGGAGGUUCAUUCUCAACUUUGCUGGAAUAGCAGCCCUUCUUCAUAGCAUCACUGGCUCAAAAGCUACAUGGGAGUGGUCUGAAUCCCAACAAGAAGCUUUUGAAAUUCUUAAGGAGAAAUUGUGUUCUUCUCCGAUCCUCAGCUACCCCAAUUUUUCCAAGCCCUUUAUUCUCUAUUCAGAUGCUAGUGACAUUGGUCUGGGAGCUAUUCUCCAUCAGGAAUUUGAUGGCCAAGAACAUUUGAUAACUUAUGCUAGUAGGAAAUUAAGAGAUCCAGAAACUAGGUACACUACGAUGGAGAAAGAGUGCCUGGCUAUCAUCUGGGCAGUGCAUAAAUUCCGCCCGUACUUGGAGGGACAUGAGUUUAGUGUAGUGACAGAUCACUCUAGCUUAACAUGGUUGAAAAAUCUUAAUGAUCCAGUUGGGGGGCUAGCUAGAUGGUCGAUGAGACUUGCUGCCAUCCAGUGUAAAAUUAUUUAUAGGAAAGGGUCUUUAAAUCAAGCUCCAGACGCAUUGUCACGUAUUGAGUGGAAUUUUGAUGAAGACGAUGAGGAUAAAGAAGAUUUUGAAACGUUUUUGAUGGCUCUAGACGAUGAUAUUGAGGUAGCACGUUAUGAGGAACUGAUGGCAGAAAUUCGAGAAAAACCUGGGGAAUUUCCUAAUUAUAGACUAGUGGAAGACAAAAUCUUCGUCUUCCACCCAACACCCUUGAAGGAGGAGACUGUUGGUGAUCUCGAUUCCUGGAAGUGGUUGGUACCUCCUCAGGAACGUCGUAGAAUUCUAGUAGAAGUUCAUGAUAAUCCCAGUGCUGGUCACUUGGGAAUCACAAAGACAAUUCAAAGGGCUCGUCUUUCUUACUAUUGGCAGGGUAUGAAUGACGAUAUUAAAGGUUACGUGAAGACUUGCGAUAGGUGUCAGAGGAUUAAAGUAGUUCAGAAGAAACCAGGUGGUCUUAUGGGGGUUAGAACUUAUGGGGAACCUUGGUAUGCUGGACCCUUCACGGUUCUCGAAAUGGUCUCACCUGUCAUUGUCGAACUGGUCGAUAUUAACGGUCGGUAUGCAGGGAGACAUCACGUCUCUCGCCUCAAGCCGUAUCACACUCGUGAGGCGCCGCCCGUUGAGAAUCGCCCAGAGGUAUAG
Molecule: messenger RNA, 4056 nt
Organism: Diachasma alloeum
Lineage: Eukaryota; Metazoa; Arthropoda; Insecta; Hymenoptera; Braconidae
Exons: 6
Coding region: 1-4056 (1351 amino acids)
Source: RefSeq, a predicted model, not a curated record